This is a messenger RNA of Fusarium coffeatum, 3591 nucleotides long. RefSeq lists its product as uncharacterized. The transcript has 3 exons. Gene Ontology annotation, biological process: regulation of DNA-templated transcription. The coding region runs from base 1 to 3591 and encodes 1196 amino acids. Lineage: Eukaryota; Fungi; Ascomycota; Sordariomycetes; Hypocreales; Nectriaceae. Gene Ontology annotation, molecular function: DNA binding. The record is from RefSeq and is a predicted model, not a curated record.
AUGGCUGGCAUCGACGAGAUGGAGCAGUUUGUCAACUGGGACAAGGCCAUUGACGCCUUUCAGCAACCCCAGGACGGCAAUGCUCUCGCUGGUCUGACAGGCGAAGGCAACGAGAACAUUGACCUUGUUCUCGCAAAUGUAACUGAGGACGACUUCAGUUUUUGCGCCCUCCAGCACUUCUCAGACAACAACUUCCCUCUACCAGAUAUGUCUGCUCAAGCAAUGGACUUCACUACGACUGCCGACGACAUCUCCAACCAGUUUCAAUGGGACACCCCUCCAUCCCCAUGUAUUAACUGCUCCAUGGCUGGCUUUUCUUGCAAAAAGAUCCGAGAGGGUAUGUACAAGGACUACUGUACAACCUGUGUGGCCUUGAAGGUCGACUGCAGUUUUGCUGUUGCUCCAGCGUCCCUCAACACUUCAGCAGCCCCGUUCAACAUCAACCCUUUCCUCUCUUCUGGACCUGAAAUUCCCAAUACUCUCCAGGAAGAUACACAAGACGACUCUUGCCAGUCCUCCCGCAACGCUUCUCGUAAUGCAUCUGUUUCCGAUCUAGCCAACAUGGGAGAGACGAUUAACAACAAGGCCGCGCCCCCUCCUAAGAUUGGAGCUCGAUUUUCUCGAGAAUCUGUCCGUGUUCUCAAGAACUGGCUCUCGACUCAUAACCGACAUCCGUAUCCUAGCGACGAGGAGAAAGAGAUGCUGCAGCGCCAGACUGGCCUGAACAAGGUACAGAUCACGAACUGGCUUGCAAAUGCGCGUCGACGAGGCAAAGUCCAGCCUCCUCGUUCAACAUCACCUCACUACACUAGCUCAUGGUCAGGUCCUAUGGAUAUUCCCCAGCGUCGUGGAACUCCAGCACUUGAAGCCAUGAAUCCACUACAACGUUGGGAGCACUCUCCUCCUGAGAACGAACCUGCCUCCGUCAGUGCCAUUGCUCGGGCCGUCACAGCAUCGUCUUCCGGUCUCUCAUCGGGUAUUGACAGCCCCUUCAGUCUGAGCUACGCCGACGACGGCUCCAGCAAAUCCAUUUGCAACCAGUCAUCGGUCAGCAGUUUGGGAACAUCUCACUCGAGCAAUGGGUCCCUCGGAUCGGCCUAUUCACAUGGAUCCCGCAACUCAUGGGGAUCAUUCAGCUCGGCCCCAUUCAACAGCCACGGUCGACGCCGUCGACGCCGUAGGGCUUCGGCAAAAACAGGAAAAGAGAAGACAAGCCUCGCAGCUCCUCUUAAAACUUUCCAAUGUACAUUCUGUACCGAAACUUUCAGGACCAAGCACGACUGGCAGCGACACGAAAAGUCUCUGCACUUAUCUCUCGAGAGGUGGGUGUGUACCCCACACGGGUCAAAGGCCGUCAAUCCCGAUACUGGCGUCUUAUCAUGUGUCUUCUGCGGUGAAGCCAAUCCGGAUGAUGCACAUAUCGAAGCCCACAACCAUUCAGCCUGCCAAGAACGUACUCCCGCUGAACGAACGUUUUACCGAAAAGAUCACCUCAACCAGCACUUGCGUUUAGUUCACAACAUCAAGUUUCAGGACUGGUCUAUGAAGUCGUGGAAGGUGGCUACGCCAGAGAUUCGAUCCCGGUGUGGUUUCUGUGGUAUCGUGAUGGAUACUUGGACUAUUCGUGUCGAUCAUUUGGCGGAGCAUUUCAAGACGGGUUACUCCAUGGCUGACUGGAAGGGUGACUGGGGUUUCGAUAACCCUGUACUCGAGAUGGUCGAGAAUUCUAUGCCUCCAUAUCUUAUUCAUUAUGAACGCACAUCCCCGUUGCCAUACGUAGCCAACCACUCUCCACCAGAGUCACCUCGUAACGCCUACGAGCUGAUUAAGCUGGAAAUGGCUUUCUUCACACGGAACUACCAAGAUCAACACGGACGACUCCCCAACGACGAAGAGAUGAUGGUUGAAGGUUGUCGUAUUAUUUACGCUAGCGAAUUGCUGUCCUUGCAAGGGAUUGCCACGCGUCCAUCCUGGCUUCGUGAUAUUAUCAUGAGCUCUGAGACACUGCAACAAAAGGCCAGAUUCGGUCCCUUGCGUGGUGCCGCUGAAAACAGGCUGGCAUCACUUAAAAUUAACGGCAAGGACAACUUGUUCGAGGAAUGCCCCAUGGAGGUGCAACUACAUGAGUUUGUCAAGGCCAAGAGACUACUGGGCUUAACCGCAAUGGAUGAUGAGCUUCAAGAUGAGGCUUGUCGCAUCGUCGGCAAAGUAGAGGAAGUAUCGACACAUCCAUCAGAGGCCAUUGCAAACUGGCUGAUUCGACUUGCUACAUCAUCCACUAACUGGCUUGCCCCCUUCCGUCGACGUGCACACCUGCCACGAAGCGAGGAUGUGGUGGACCAUAUUUGCCGAUCAAAGGACCCUUCAUCCAUAGACUCAACCAUCCACAGUUACUCGCGUCUCGAGCGUGAACUGAAGGACUAUCUUAUGUUGCAGCGUUCUAUGGGAAUGGAACCUACUGAUGAUGACCUUCAACGACAAGCUCGUAUCAUUAUCUAUGAAUUUGAUGACGGCUGGAACCAAACCGCAGCCGACAAUGCGUCUUGGCUCGAGGGUUUCAAGAACCGUCAUCCUGCAACGAGCAACAGUUCGCCUGCGUUUUCCCUUCAGGAUAGCACCCAGUCAACCAUCAGCGGAACCGUCAGUGGAACUGCCGUGACUGACGCUACGACAUUGUUCAGCAGCGAAUGCCCUGUGCUCAUGGGAUGCAACGACAUGUUCGACAUGGGCAGUGGUAACAACUGCCCUGGGCCUUACUUCCUCAACGAUGCCAACUGCUACAGGCGACUUGCUAAAGAACUGAAACGAUGGGUUGCUGGGACGAUGUCUGUUAACAACCCCAACCGCCAUGUACCAAGUGACGAGGAGCUCCAGCAUCAGGCUCGCUGGAUUCUCUAUGACGAUGACGACCCUUGGAACCAAACUGCUGCAGAUAACGCUGAGUGGCUGCAGAGAUUCAAGCGUGACGCCGGAAUCCUCAAGACAGAUGGUCCUGGCCUUCCGAUGAGCGAUGGCUGGGCUCUCGAAUCAGGCGGGUCUGGAUUCGCGCCACCAUACGCCUGCCCUAAGGCAUCCCUCGAUCCUUUCCCUGCAGACGCUCAGGUAUCUAUGGGCCAGGGCGCCAAGUCACUCCCAGCAGCCAUAGCAAACAGCUAUAUCGAGAAGCUCACAUCGGAGGCGGCACGACCGGCCGAAAUUUUCUGCUCGCGAGAAUUGGAGCGAGGUCUUAUCAGUUAUGUUGAAGAUCAUGUCGCUUGCAAAGGAUCUAUACCAUCAGAUGCUAUGUUGCAGACUCGGGCCCGACGUAUUCUCGAUUCUAAUACCACCCCUGCCGACGAUAUCGAUUUGUUGAACAAGUUCAAGGAUAUGGUGGCUAAAAAGGUUCCUCAAAUUGCGACUGCUCAAAACCCAGCUGCGAGUAUGCCCGCUGUACCCGGAAAUGUGGACAUCAAGCUCUCAGAUGAGGAUGUGAACAAUAUUUUGCAAGAUAUGGAUUUCGAAUUUGACGCUCAAGACUUUGGAGGCGUUACUAUGGAAGGACUACAAGACACAGGUGGCGUUAGCCUGGAUUUGACGGGCUUCAAAAACUAG